CUCAUCUGUUCCUUGCCUCCACUAUGGCCUCGGUCCUGGUGCCCGUCUUAUAUGUGGCCAUUGUCUUUGGUUCUCUCCUCGCAUUCAGCUCUUGGUACAGACGUCGCAACGCCACCAAGAUCUAUGAGCCCUAUUUCCCCCCGCACCGAGAGCGCGAUCUCUAUGUAACUCUCCUUCAGAAGGCCGAUCCUGCACCGCCCGAAUCGCUCCUCAAAGCAGCCCUUGUCCGUCGGGCUAUGACCGAUGUCUCUCGCAUCUUGCGCAUCCGCGAAGACAAGCCCGCUCUCCAGAUCCUGCUGCAAAAGGGAUCCAUAGGCGAUGAUCUUUGGAACAGUCUCCUCGCGGCGGAGAAAGAGCUCGAGGCCGAGAUCCUCGAAGUCGCCGCGGAGGCAAACUCAUUCGUCGAAGGCUGGGGUCAACUCAUCUUCCAGACUGCAACAGAAAUGAUGCACAACGAAAGAAUGCGUGGCAUCUACGAACAGAUUCCGCAGAUGCGCGCCACCAGGGAACGGAAGUAUGGACGUAUAGCCACAUCCAAGGCAAUUGAAUCUGCUACACCAGCAUCUGCGUCUCCGCCACUUGUCUUCACGCCCCAAAAGCCUGCUUCUCCAGCGCCUUCGCAGACACCUGCCUCUCCCAAAUCCACGAACGGCUUAGCGCCACCUCCUAGCGUGGGCGCGGAUAGUGGUUUGAGCGAUGGCGAAAGUCCCGCUUCCCCCGCCUCGCCCCGAACGCCGUCCAAAUCCUCCGCGAAGAAGGCAAAGAAGCGCAAGUAGAUAUACAGUCAUUAUUCCUCUUGGUGGUCACAGUAGUCGUAACGCGUAUAUGACGGAGAGCAGCGGACUCUCGUCUACGUGGGUAAUACAGAGCUCGAGAUGAAAGACAGG
Molecule: messenger RNA, 887 nt
Organism: Postia placenta MAD-698-R-SB12
Lineage: Eukaryota; Fungi; Basidiomycota; Agaricomycetes; Polyporales; Adustoporiaceae
Exons: 4
Coding region: 24-776 (250 amino acids)
Biological process (GO): post-translational protein targeting to membrane, translocation
Cellular component (GO): Sec62/Sec63 complex
Source: RefSeq, a predicted model, not a curated record